Salvia hispanica is the source of this 594-nucleotide messenger RNA. Its product is annotated as agamous-like MADS-box protein AGL62. The record is from RefSeq and is a predicted model, not a curated record. Gene Ontology annotation, biological process: regulation of transcription by RNA polymerase II. NCBI's taxonomy places the organism in Eukaryota, Viridiplantae, Streptophyta, Magnoliopsida, Lamiales, Lamiaceae. Gene Ontology annotation, molecular function: DNA-binding transcription factor activity, RNA polymerase II-specific; RNA polymerase II cis-regulatory region sequence-specific DNA binding; protein dimerization activity.
AUGGUGAUAUCGAGCGAAGGGGAGAAGAAGAAGAAGAAGAAGACGCAGGGGAAAAUGAAAAUCGAAAUCAAGAAGAUCGAGAGCUUGAGCAGCCGCCGAGUCGCCUUCUCGAAGCGGCGCAUGGGGCUGUUCAAGAAAGCGAGCGAGCUCUGCGUUCGGUGCGACACCGAGAUCGCCAUCAUCGUCCAAUCCCUCGGCAAGCACAUCCACUCCUUCGGCCACAACUCCACCGACGCCGUCAUCGACCGCUACCUCGGCGGCGGCGAUGCCCCUGCGGUCGACAGUAACACCAAGGAAUUGUACGAGCACUGCUACUCUCACGUGGUAAAGGAGUUGGAAUUGGAGAAGAAGCGGAGGGACGUGGCCGAGGAGGCGAAGAAGACUGAGGGGGGUGUGUUUUGGUGGAAUCAGGGUGAGGAGGAGAUGGAAUUGGAUGAAAUGGAGCAGUUCGCGAUGGCGCUGGAUGAGCUGUCGAAGAAGGCCGAUCUUAGGGCUAAUGAUCUCAUGAGUUCGUGCUUGCAGCAGCAGCUGGCGGUCGCCUCCACCUCAGCCUCCGCGCCGAAUCAGAUGGGGAAUAAUUUGGAUCCUAAUUAA